CAACCAACACCAUCUCCCCCAAUCUUCUCACCGGAGAAUAACCAACGCCGGCGAGAUAUUCAGAUCCUACCUACUUUCUCUAUUUCUCGGUACAUUCCCGUUGGAAAUUCUUUGGUUGUGUGUAUCUUUCGGCGAUGGUUUCUCCGGAGAACACGAAUUGGAUCUACGAUUAUGGAUUGAUUGAUGAUAUUGCGGUUCCCGUUGGUAAUCUCCUCACUCCGGCUUGUGUAUCCAGUUGGCCCAUGCAGGCUGCGUUGAAUGGUUCAGCUUCUAACCCUUGUGUGGAACCAGAUGGCUCACUUGUGGAUGCAGAUGGCUACAAGGAAACUGGUUCAAAAAAGAGGGGCAGGGCUGACCCUGGCAGUAGUACAAGCUCCAAAGCAUGCCGAGAAAAAUUGAGGAGGGAUAAGUUAAAUGACAAGUUUGUCGAAUUGGCUUCGAUCCUUGAGCCUGGGAGGCCCCUUAAAACCGAUAAGGCUGCUAUUUUGGUUGAUGCUGUGCGGAUGGUGACUCAACUACGAACCGAAGCCCAGAAACUGAAAGACUCGAGUUCAGAUCUCCAGGAGAAAAUCAAAGAGCUGAAGUCUGAGAAGAACGAACUACGGGAUGAAAAGCAGAGGCUAAAAGCCGAGAAAGAGAAGCUCGAACAACAAGUUAACUCGAUGAACACCCAACCGAGCUUCAUGGCUCCACCACCUGCUGCAUAUCCAGCUGCAGCCGGAGGCCAAGCGAUGGGCAAUAAGUUGGUUCCUAUUAUUAGUUAUCCAGGAAUGGGUAUGUGGCAAUUCAUGCCGCCAGCCGCUGUCGAUACAUCACAGGAUCAUAUGCUUCACCCACCAGUGGCUUAAUUUGACAAUCAAGCAGUUUGUUUGUCAUUCCUUUGACUCUUUUUAGGUUUUCUGUGUGUAAUUUGAAGUUGUUGACGAUAUAUGGUAUCAUACCUUUUAAGUUAUACCAAUUAAAAUAUUCAAUGUUUAUGUUUGCUA
Cynara cardunculus var. scolymus (artichoke) is the source of this 986-nucleotide messenger RNA. Its product is annotated as transcription factor ILR3-like. Gene Ontology annotation, molecular function: DNA-binding transcription factor activity; protein dimerization activity. The transcript is spliced from 5 exons. The coding region runs from base 135 to 848 and encodes 237 amino acids. Gene Ontology annotation, biological process: regulation of DNA-templated transcription; intracellular iron ion homeostasis. The record is from RefSeq and is a predicted model, not a curated record. Lineage: Eukaryota; Viridiplantae; Streptophyta; Magnoliopsida; Asterales; Asteraceae.